Rhipicephalus microplus (southern cattle tick) is the source of this 1110-nucleotide messenger RNA. RefSeq names its product sodium/iodide cotransporter-like. The record is from RefSeq and is a predicted model, not a curated record. NCBI's taxonomy places the organism in Eukaryota, Metazoa, Arthropoda, Arachnida, Ixodida, Ixodidae.
AUGCCUCUAGCAGUCGGGCUUGGCGUUUGCACGCCGGACGAUCUCCUGAUGGGAUACCUUCUGGGGGCGGCACUGGCUACAUCAGCAGUAGAUGGAAGUGGAGUAGAGCAGGAGGCUUUUCUCGGUGGCCGCACUCUGCCGUCGUACGCCUUGGCGGUGUCUGUGGUGGCGUCCACAGCUAACGCCGUGAGCAUCGUGGGCUUCGUGGGACAUUACUUCGCUCACGGAUUCCACUUUAUGUGGCCCGGGGCAGCCAUACCCCUAGCAGCCGCAGUGGCUGCUACGGUGAUGGUACCGCUGCUUUAUCGCCUGCGGGUUGCCUCUGUGUUUCAGUACCUGCGAAUGCGAUUCGACAACAAAGUCGGCACCACUGCUUGCAUUGUCUUCUUUAUCCUAAGCCAAAUUCUCGGCGCAGUGGGUGUCUACAGCUCCGCCAUUGCCGUUUCAACAAUGUUUCCAAUACCAAUGAUGUAUUCGAGCAUCGCCAUCGGCUUGGCGGGAACCAUAUACACGGCUCUGGGUGGACUUCGUAGUGUCGUAUGGGCCGAUUGUGUUCAAGCAUUGGUGAUGUUUGCCUCCCCUUUCAUUAUUAUUGGAAAAGUCAUUUAUGACUCAUACUACGUAAGCCCUCCACUGAGGCCAAUAGUGGACAUCAAUGUGACGGACUAUGUAUUCCGGCAGGAAUCUUCAAAUGAUGACAUUAGCAGAGGCUUGGACGACGACAUUGACGCUUUUGAUUUCACCGCCGGUGACGAAAUUUCAUCAGACCACCCCGGGACAUCAGCGGUCAUCCACCGAACCAACUUGGAUUUCACGACUGAUGAAAACAUGUGGAGUGGUUUGGCAGGGGCAAUCCCAUUCAGCUUCGUGCGCACAGUGUUUGACCAGAUGGCCGUGCAGAGGUUUAUGGCCGCCAAAACACUGCGAGAGGCCCAGAGGCUGCAGUUCAAGGCUUGUUUGGCUACGAAAAAGAUAGACCAGUCCACACCAUCAGGAGCUACGACGGGAAUAAUGAUAAUUUACUGGUACAGGGAUUGCAACCCGGUUCUUAGCGGCACCAUCAAAAGCUUCGACCAGAACAUCACGCCAAAUGAGAUCAAGUACAACUAA